AUGGAUUUUCGGAACGUAAAUCCAUUAAAUGUUAAAUUAAAUAGAUUCUCAGGCAACUUGUUACCAAUGACUAGCGACGAUUCUCUAUUUCCUGUAGCAUGGAGAAUAUAUAGUGCUAUUAUAUGGUUGAUCGAAAUGAUUCAAACUAGCACAGUAGUUACCGGAAUCUUGAUUGUGCCAAGAAAUAAGACUUUGCAGGAUGCGAUGGUUGGCUUAGUUGUCACUAUAGAGGUAUUUUUCUUAUUAAGGCAAAUGCAUGUGCACAGAGACCUUGUAACUCAAUUGAUUCAAAAGCUGAAUGAAAUUCUGUGUUCUGAGGAUAAGACGAUGAAAAUCAUCGUGAAGUCAACCUUGAAGCCAGUAGAGAUUCCGCUGAAAUUUUACUGUAUUGUUGGUACUGGAUCUAUAUUUGUGUGGUGUUGCACAUCUUUCACGGUAAUCUUCAAGAAAAAUUAUUUUCUCUAUGAAGAUUACAGACUCCCAAUAGUUCUUUCAAAGCAACCAUUUUCGAUGGAAAUGUUUCUGUUGGGAAACUGCAUUGCAACUAUUGCCAGCGUGUAUAUGUUUGUAAAGAAAGUUGCCUUAGAUGUCUAUAUGAUAAAUCUCGUCUUGCUAGUAACAGCACAAUAUCGCUAUAUUGCUAUGAAGCUCACAACAAUAUUUCGAGAGAAUGUUCCACAGAAUCAGAAUAAUGAAUCCGAAAAGAAAUAUUCUAUUGUAGAUUCUUUGGCGAUCCUGAUAAAGAUGAAAGCGUUAUGUCGACAUCACAACGCUGUGGUUCAGUAA
Molecule: messenger RNA, 786 nt
Organism: Atta colombica
Lineage: Eukaryota; Metazoa; Arthropoda; Insecta; Hymenoptera; Formicidae
Exons: 1
Coding region: 1-786 (261 amino acids)
Source: RefSeq, a predicted model, not a curated record